UUAUUUAGCGCCUGUUUCUGAGUACAUGUCAUGUUUGGGCUCAUUUAAAGUUCUGAAGAAGGUUUCCAUCAUCAGCAGGUCUGCAGCUUCAGUUUCAUCUGUGUUUCUUGUUCGGGUUUCAGUCCGUUUUCGAAGAAACGAAAGUGAAAGAAAACUGAAGCUGAACUGCCCUCCUCUUCCUCCUCCUCCUGCUGCUGUUGUCAGUUUGAGUUUGGACUAGAACCAUGGCGGACUCAGAAUGUCCGCCCGUGACCGUGGAGGGGGACUGGGGUUCGGUCCAGAAUAAAACUGUGAGGAACAAACUGCAGCUUUACUUCCAGAGCAAGAAGAAAUCCAGUGGAGGAGAGUGCCGGGUGGAGGUGGAGGAGGAGGCCCCGAGAGCCUCCGUCUUCUUCCGAUCAGAGGAGGUGAGAGAGCGAGUCCUCGCAAAGAAACAUCAUGAGAUCAACGUGGACAACCAAACUCUGACGCUACAGCUGAGUUCAGGACCAGAGAGUGGACCUUCACAGAUGCCGACAAACAGCAGUGAUGAUGGCUCAGAUUUAGCUGCAGAUUCUAAGAACCAAAGAUCCAAACCGGAACCUGAGGAAGGAGCUUCUGCAACAAACCAGAGAAAUUCUGAGUCAGAUCUGAGCGCUGCUGCGGUGCUGGAGAACAUCUCAGAGAACCUAUCUAAAGAUUUUCUGCAGAUGCUGGUGGAGAGCAUUUCUGGACUGGAAGAAAAUGACUUCAGUCUGGAGAUCAUCUGGGAAUCCAACAUGGCUGUGGUGACCUUCAGCAGCCCUGCAGAUGUGGAAAAGUUCGUCUCUGUGAGUCAGACCAACUCAAAGAUGAAGAAACACGGACUGACAGCUCGGCCACUAGGGGCAGCAAAGAGCAUCCGAAUGGAGAGACUUCCUCCAACUGUGGUCAAAGACAUGAUUGAGCUGUGGUUUGAGAAGAACUGGGAGCUGCCAGAGCAUGUCGUCAUGAUCCCAGAGGAGCAGGCCGCCAUCGCCUCCUUCAAGGACCCUAAAGUUGUGGAAAGCAUCUGCAUUAAAGAAGACCAUUUGAUGCGAUCCAUUUCUGUCAAGUUGUAUCCCUACCAUGAGUCAUUGGGAACUGCUCUGUACGGCAAAGAGCGACCUGCAUGGAAGAUGCCCGAGCCUUUCACUGAAAAGGUUAACCACGUGAUCUGGAAAUUCCUCCUACUGAAGAAAAUGCUGAAAAGCAUCAAUGAGCAGAUGCGUCCACACUUCUGCAGUGUAGAUUUGGACAAUCCUGAGGUGAAGCUCAGCCCGCUGCCAGGACUUCUGAGGCAGAAAGGUCUGACUGGUGAGGACAUAGGUAACUGGGCGAGGGCGGCUCAGGUCGCCUUCUGCAAACUCAUGUCCCAGUUCUCGGCCUUUGAAUCCGAUGUGAACGCAGAAGCAUGGAAAUAUGCUGAGAAGGAACUCCGUUUGGUUGUGAAGGAAGAUGCCUUAGUGGCCUUCGAUCCAUCCAGAGGUGUUGUGACCAUUGCUGGCAGAGCUGAUGAUAUAAAGAAAAUCAGAGCUCCUGUGGAAAACAUCAUCCUUAAAUCAAGGAGUCUUAUUGAAAGACAGACCAAAAGUGUAUCUGAGGGAAUGGACAUUUCUCCUGCCUAUUACUACAUCCUGAACGAGGAAGGGCUGCAGAAAGCUGCCUUGGACAUUUCUUCUGAGUCGAAGGUCUUAUACGAUGAAGGCACAGGAAAGUUGACCAUUACAGGACUCCCUGCAGAAGUGUUCAAAACCAAAUCCUGGAUCUUAGAGAGAAAUCUGAAAAUGAAACAAAAGCAGCUAAAUGUCCCUCCAGGUCUUCUGGAAUACCUCCGUUCAGUGGAUCCCAUGGACAUGUCCAAGAGCCUGUUCACCUCACAAGGCAUUAGUGCCGUCUACGGCAUCGACAUCAAAGGGAUUUUCUUACUGGGAAGCUCUGACAGAGCCCUGGCCGAUGCUGAGAGUAAGAUGAAGAAAGAUUUACUGGUGCAGACUUUGGACGUGAAAGAUCAGGAGGUUUUGAACCUUCAGAACUGGAUGGACCUGUGCAGAGACAUCUUAGACACCUACAACUGCUCCAACAAGAAAACUGUGAUCAUAUGGAUCCAUCCUGGGAGAAGAGACAAAGUGACAGUGGUCGGUUUUAGCAAUCCUGUCAAAGAGGUCAGCAUCAGUCUGAAGCAGUUCAUUGAAAACUACUCACAAGUUCGCGAGAUCUUUCGCGUUGAGUCCUGUGCAGUUGUUCAGUUCAUAGAGAAGAAAAAACAUGACACUUGGUCAAGAAUUGCGAAAGACAACAAGGUGUUAGUCAUGUUUGAUCCAGAAAGACCAAAGAUAAUCAUCAGUGGAGCUCGUCUUCAUGCCCAGAAUGCUAAAUCUAAUUUUCAGGAACUUGCCAAAGCUCUCUUUACUGACACCUUAACUGUGGACAAACCUGGAGCCAAGAAGUAUUUCCAGUCCCAAGGUAGCAUGUUUAUGUCUCCGAUAAUGACAGAGUUUAACUGUGUGGUGAUGCUUCAGCCAGAGAUCCAAGAUGAUGAAGAGGAGGAGGAAAGGAACUUUGAAGGAGAGACUGGUGUUUGUUACUGUAAGGUGCAAACAACCAAUGGAGUUCUUGUUUCUGUCAGCAGGGCAGAUAUCUGCUGCUUUCAAGUUGACGUUGUGGUCAAUGCAGCCAAUGAGGAGCUGCAGCACAUCGGCGGCUUGGCUUUGGCGCUGCUAAAAGCUGCUGGACCAAAGCUGCAGAGGAUCAGUGAUGACCAUGUAGCAAAACAUGGGAAGCUACGCCCAGGAGAAGCAAUUGUAACAGAUGCAUGCAGUCUGCCCUGCAAGUACGUCGUACAUGCUGUCGGUCCGCGGUAUUCUGACUCUGACAAGAAGACAUCAAUAUUUCGUCUAAAGUCUGCAGUUAAAGAGAGCCUGAAACAAGCUGAGAUGAUCAACUGCUCCACCAUAGCAAUGCCAGCAAUCAGCUCUGGAGUGUUCGGUUUUCCUGUGGAACUCUGCACCGAGACCAUCGCCCAGGCUGUGCGGGAAUACUGCAACAAUCCUACAGGUCCAGGAUCCUUAACUGAGGUUCACCUGGUGGACAACAAUGACGCUACCGUCAGGGUGAUGGCAGCAGCUGUCAACAAGGAGUUCUUCGAUCUGGGACCCACCAUGACGGUUCCACUGGAGACGGGCGGCAAGUACAGGGGAGCAGCAGGUGGACCUUACAGAGGACGAGGGAGAGGUCCACAGUCUGCUGAAAGAAGAGGAGGAAGAGGAAGUGGAGGAGAAAGAGAUGGAGGAAGAGGGUUUGCAGAUGGAGGUGGAAGAGGAAGAGGAGGAGGUUAUCAGGGAGCUCAUAACUCCAGAGCACCGAACAGACAUGGAGAAGAUGGAGGGUCAGGAAGGUUGGAGCAGAUCACACCUGGUGGCCUAAAGAUUAUUCUCCGCCAAGGAAACAUUCAGAACCAGACUACUGACGUCAUCGUGAACACGGUUGCAGACAACAUGAACCUGAACCAGGGAGCUGUCUCCAAAGCCAUCUCUCAGGCGGCCGGCGAAAACCUGCAGCUGGCGAUCCUCACUGAGGCCGGGGCGUCCACCCUGCAAUUUGGAGACGUGGUCGUCACUGACGGAUACAACCUGCGGUGUCAGAAGGUCUAUCAUGCUGCUUGCCCGAUGUGGGACAACGGAGGCAGCCAGGCGGAGAAGGAGUUAACAGACAUCAUCACUUACUGUCUGGAGACGGCUGAGAAGCAUCAGAUGGCCUCUCUGUCCUUCCCAGCCAUCGGAACCGGAAACCUGGGCUUCCCCAGAGACCUUGUGUCCAAAGUUCUGCUUAAGGAGAUCCAUUUGUUCAGCCGCAGGAGCUCCCCUCGCCAUCUGAAGGAGGUGGUGAUCGUGGUUCACCCCAGUGACAGACAAAGUGUUGAUUGUUUCACCAGAGAGUUCAGAGGUCAGGCGGCGCCGAGGACCGUCCAACAUGACAGGAACAGGUCUGCAGGUCAGCAGCAGCCCGGUCAAUCACAACAGACCUCCGCAUCAUCAUCCUUCAGCACAGUCUUGUCCCCCUCCCUCGGCGUCUACCAGAUGCAGAUGGGUCAGCUCACCCUUGAGGUGUCAUCAGGAGACAUCACCAAGGAGGCCUGUGAUGCUAUCGUCAACUCAUCCAAUCAGAACUUCAGCCUUCAAGCAGGAGUUUCCAAGGCCAUCUUAGACAGCGCUGGACCAACAGUGGUAUUGGAGUGUGCAACGAUUGUGAAUUCUCCGGGCUACGUGCCUCGUGCAAUGAUCAUGACCUCAGGCGGUCUACUUCCGUCCAGAAACAUCAUCCACAUCGUUGGUCAGAAUGAUGCUGAUAAGAUCAAGGAGAUGGUUCAGGCAGUCCUGAAGCUCUGCGAGCAGCAGACGUUCAGCUCAGUUGCCUUCCCAGCUCUGGGAACAGGUCAGGGAGGUGUCAAACCAUCAAUGGUGGCCGAUGCCAUGGUCGGUGCAGUGGUGGACUUUGUGAGGAAGAAGCACCCAAAGUUUGUUUGUAGCGUGAAGAUCCUGAUCUUUCAGACAGCCAUGGUCACUGAAUUCCACAACUGCAUGAAGAAGAGGCAGGGUCAAGAGGUGGAGGAGAAGAGCAUCUUCAACAAGAUCAAAGAUUCAGUAACUUCAUUUCUUGGACUUGGGGCGGAGCAGCAAAGCAGUACCGACUUUGUUCUGGAGCGGCAGGAGUUUGAUCCUGCAGUGUUUCAGCUGUGUGCCGACAACCAAAGGAACUUGAGCAUGGCUAAGAAGAGAAUCAACGAGGUUGUUCUGAUGGAGCAGGCCCAGAGAACCAUCAUUGACCAGUACAUUAACCAGUUCACUCAGGAUAACAUCAAUGAGCUAGAGGCCAUGCAGAGGAAACUGACGGUGAGCAUCCGUCUGGACAGAGGACAGGAAGACCAGGAGCCCAGGAUCCACCUAGAGGGUCUGACCAGAGACGUCUCGACAGCCGAGUCAGACAUCAGGAACAUCAUCCGGAGGGUGGAGAGAAAUGAGAAUUUGAAGAGCAAAGCCGUACUAGUGAGUGGACUGGUGGAAUGGAAGUUCCAGCACCGAAAUGGGUCAGUGGUACCCUUUGACCUCUUCACGAACCUCCAGCUUGAAGAAGCUCUUGAGAGAAAAAUAACUGUGAAGAUCAAGAUCAAUAACGAAGAGUUUUCUGCUGAUCCAGCGCUUAAAAGGGCCAUAUCCACCAACGGAAAGAAGCAGAUGGAGCUGGAGAGAAAAGACUUGAGAGUCCAUGGCGCUCCGCUGCCUCAACACUGGGAUGACAUGCAGGGUAGCAUCGUGAAGCUGGUUCCGCUGACUGCUGGAUCUCAGGAAUACAACGGUGUGUUGGCAGACGUUACAAAGAAUGGGCUUUCUCUGAACAUCAUCCAGAUCGAACGGGUCCAAAAUGAGACGCUCUGGCAGAGCUACCAGCUCCUGAAGAAACAAAUGGAGGUGAAGAACAAACACACCAACAAUGAGCAGCUGCUGUAUCACGGCACCGGGGUCUCAUCCAUCGACCUUAUCAACUCUAAAGGCUUCAACCGGAGCUACGCAGGAGCUCAUGGUGCCAUGUUCGGUAAUGGCUCUUACUUUGCUGUGGACCCUGCAUAUUCAGCCGGGGGCUACGCUAAACCAGACGGUCAGGGUCAGAAACGCAUGUAUCAGGCCCGGGUUCUUGUUGGAGACCACACCCAGGGAAGAUCUGGCAUGAUCGCACCUCCGGCCAAAUCUGGAAGUACUGCAGACCUGUAUGACAGCGUCACUGAUAGAGCGAAUAAUCCAUCCAUGUUUAUUAUUUUCAAUGACAUUCAGGCAUAUCCAGAAUACCUUAUCACAUUCACAUAGUUUCAGCUCUUCUGCAACGAUUCUGAUCAAAUGAACCUGUCUUACUAGAACUCUUCUACUGUAGAUCAAAACCACUGAAAUAUAUUGUUAGAAAUUACUGACAGAAGAGGUGUAAUAUUCUUCCAAUCAAAAUAAAUGGGGUACAUUGUGUA
Messenger RNA from Girardinichthys multiradiatus, 6010 nucleotides. Its product is annotated as protein mono-ADP-ribosyltransferase PARP14-like. The transcript is spliced from 23 exons. The record is from RefSeq and is a predicted model, not a curated record. Gene Ontology annotation, molecular function: NAD+ poly-ADP-ribosyltransferase activity; transcription corepressor activity. The coding region runs from base 225 to 5858 and encodes 1877 amino acids. Lineage: Eukaryota; Metazoa; Chordata; Actinopteri; Cyprinodontiformes; Goodeidae. Gene Ontology annotation, cellular component: nucleus; cytoplasm. Gene Ontology annotation, biological process: negative regulation of gene expression.